Physcomitrium patens is the source of this 2131-nucleotide messenger RNA. RefSeq names its product putative fucosyltransferase 8. NCBI's taxonomy places the organism in Eukaryota, Viridiplantae, Streptophyta, Bryopsida, Funariales, Funariaceae. Gene Ontology annotation, cellular component: Golgi apparatus; membrane. The record is from RefSeq and is a predicted model, not a curated record. Gene Ontology annotation, biological process: cell wall biogenesis; xyloglucan biosynthetic process. Gene Ontology annotation, molecular function: galactoside 2-alpha-L-fucosyltransferase activity.
AAGGCAACAAAGCUCGACGGUGUUUUGACGACAGUCUGUCUGUAAUAAGUCUGUCAACCCAUCGUGAAGGACAGAGAUUUUGCGAAGUGGGUUGACGGAUCGAAGCGAUGCAGGAAGUCUCUUCUGCAUGGACAUUUUGUGAAGUGGGCUGAUGAAUCGAAGUGUUGGAGGAAGCCUCUUAUGAAUAGAACAGAAGCGAUGGUUUUUUUUGUGAUGUGUAGAUGAUUGGGUUUAUGGUUCCAAAGGAAAUAUGGUGACCGGGAUGAAGGGCAGCAACAGGAAGUGGGGGCUCUUCCGUUACCUCGUCGUACCUGCAUUUCUCUUGCUCUUCUUCUCAUUCACGCUUUCACCGUCGCCUUUUGAGCUUCCCAACCCGCAGGACAAUGGAUUUCAUGCGAAUCCUACGGUCUCAUUUGUAGGCGAGGCGUCUGAGAGCCCUGUGCAGGCUCUGAUUGGUGCUAUUCGGAGCGCUACAACAUUUAGUAAUGUCAGCUUCAACGAUGCCGAUGCCAAGAUAUGGAGGUCUCACAAUUCGUGCGCGGCCCGGACCGAGUUGGGCCCACGCUAUGCACGCAAACCCCAUACAAAACCUUUGGAUCCAAACCCUCAAUGGGAUUUGGUGCUAGAGGAAUACGCUGCUCUCCAUCGUACUUGCAUGAGAAGCAUCGGAGACAUCACGGAAUUUUUUCGGACCGGAACUGCAACCUCCAGCUGCAAGUUCUUGAUCAUGGAACUUGGAGGUGUUGGUUUGGGGAAUAAGGUUUCUCUUUUGACUUCGGCAGUACUCUAUGCUGUCCUAACACAACGAGUCAUACUAAUAAACACCUGGUCCCUCAUUUCAUCGACGAUGUGUGAGCCCUUUUUGGGUUCGAGCUGGCUUCUUGAUCAACGCUUUCCUCUUCCUGGGCGCCAUGGCCCGGAGUCCACCUUUCUAGGAAGAUUGACUGGAUUGGAGGAUCCUGUCUGGAAGUCUAGCAGAUAUUUUGAAAAAGGUGUCGAUGCCACAAAACGUGGCAAGUAUGUCCCAACACCUUCAGCAAUGAAAGUAGAGUUCUCAGACCCUGAAGUGACGAGAUUUUAUUGCGACACGGAGCAGGCAUUCUUAGCAGAGGCAACGUGGUUACAUUUCACCGGUUGUCUCUAUUUUCUUCCGAAGCUUUUCGCGGUUCCUGCAUUUCGGCCUGCUCUGGAGGCUCUGUUCCCCGAUCCAUCACUCACUUUUACAUACUUACUGCGGAGUCUGAUGCUACCCAGAGAUAACGUAUGGCAGCAAGUGAAAGAGCACGACAUUGCCCUAUUCGCCAAUGUUGAUACUCGUGUCGGUAUACAGGUACGAUUCCUUUACGGUCGGAAAGUGUAUUUCGAAAGGGCCAGUAAGAGAGCAAAUAAGCACGUGAAGCAAUGUAUAUCUGAAAACAAUAUUCUCCCAGGCGCUGUCCGUGAGGAUGAGCGAGGAAUCGGAAGCCGUACCGCUCGAUCUGGUCAAGUGAUACGGGUAUUUGUGACCUCUCUCCACACAGCUCUCAGUGAAGAGCUUCUGAGGAUGUACGAUAAGCAAGAGACCACUACAGGGGAGACCGUGAUGGUUACACAGCUGACCCACCGAGGGAAACAAGGAUUUGGUUCAGAUGACGACGUCAUGGCAAUGAUAGAAAUCCUGUUGUUGAGCUUUGUGGACAAGCUUCUUAUUACCCCAUUGUCCACAUUCGGAGGUCUAGCGCAGGCUUAUGGAGCCAUCAUUCCUUGGUUUGUUGAAAUGAAAAAGAAUUCCGUUUCAUGUACCCGCGCACAGACUCCAGAUCUCUGCUAUCAGAUGGCUUACGCUUAUUAUGAUUGUCCACAUGAACGUAAUAUUCAUCGGGGGAAGAUUCAGAAAACAGUUCCUUACAUUAGACAGUGUUUAUCCGUAGAGGAAAGUGCCGGUUUGCAGUUAGUCCCCUCCAAUCUGUCCAGUAAGUGGACAUCUGAUUUGUAAUGUAGAAGGGUUUACCGAGUUCUGUGAACUUGUCAUAUUUUUCGAAGUAAGGGAGUAAUGUCAGUGGUUACAAAUGUAUUCUCCGAGAAUCAGCAACUUCUUCGACGCCCAACCAUGAUGUGAAGAUUUUGUUGUGUUUUAAUUGAUCUAAGUUUC